Funneliformis geosporum is the source of this 2031-nucleotide messenger RNA. Lineage: Eukaryota; Fungi; Glomeromycota; Glomeromycetes; Glomerales; Glomeraceae. The record is from the annotation of a GenBank genome assembly.
AUGGCAUUUCUAAGAAAACUCGUUCAAUCUCACUCUUUUCACUUUCCACUCUCUCGCCUCUUUCCUCGGUUCCUAUCAGCUGUGCCAUCUUCGAAACCUUUAUCAAUAAUUUCAACAGGAUCGUUUGAUAUUUUGAGGACGGGAAAUUGUUAUUAUUUAGAUAAGACUCACUUCAUUCCUAAAAUAGAGGCUCUCGGUGCUCCUGCCAUCCUUUCCCUACGUCCUCGUCGUUUCGGAAAGACACUAUUCCUCUCUACUUUGUCCUCUUACUAUGAUGUAAAGAACAGAGAACGAUUUAAGCAAUUAUUCCAAGAUCUAUAUAUCGGAAAAAAUCCUACACCAUUAGCGUCUGAGUUCCUCGUUCUCAAACUCAAUUUUUCUGGGCUUCGCACUAACGGAUUGUACGAAAUCUUUGAAGUGAACUUUCACAAAACUUUGAAUACGAGUAUGAAAAAGUUUAUGUCCCGAUAUGAACAAGAGUUAGGAAAUCAUCAUUUCCGAGUUGCUGGCGAAAAAGAUGCUUUGGUGAAUUUCAGGAUGUUACUGGACGCGGUGGAAUUGAGUGAUAAAAAGCUCUAUAUUUACAUCGAUGAAUACGAUGGUAGUAUGAACGAAGCCCUUAAAAACAAAACACUCUUCCAAGCUCUCACCAAUCAUCACAAAAACGAAGGUGACUCCAAAAUCGCAUUAAUGGAAAAUUCGUUUAAACAAUUCUUCAGUAUAUUGAAGACUGCUUGUGAUGAAGGCAUAGCUCGUGUUUUCCUAACUGGUGUGACUCCUGUCAUUAUGGCUGAAUUCACCUCGGGUUUUAACAUUUCGGAAGAUUUGACGCUAGAAGAAGAAUUUUGGGACUUGUAUGGAUUCAAGAAAUCAGAAGUUGAGUUUCUCUUGGAUAAGGCUUUUGGAAAUAAUUUAUCAGAUAAUAUUAAAAAGGAAAUAAUGUCAUGGUUAAAAGAGGAAAACAAUGGAUAUUUUUUUCACCGUAAUCAACCUGAAGGGAUUUUCAAUACUGCACGUGUCAUGUACUGUAUCAGGAAGUUGAUGAAACAAAAGAAAAAAUUGGAUGAUAGUUGGGAUUCUUCAGUCAUCCUUAAUACACUUCUUAAUUUCCCCCCCGACCCGCAAACAUUGCCCGCUCAAACAACAUUGGACUUAAUUGUUAACAAUCCCCUUGGAAAAUCCAUCCUUACUGAAGCACUCAGUCGAAGUCCUCUCAAUUCUACAGAUGGCAUAGAACAACGAUUUCGACUCACUAAUAUUCGCGAGCUAGUAACUGAUCGUACCCCAUUAUUAUCAUUCAUGUUCUAUACUGGAGCCAUCACAUAUCAACCAAACACAUCACCCGCAUCAUUACAACACAAUUUUCGAAUACCAAAUCGUGUUGCUGAGAGGGAGUUUAUCACAGAGGCGCUUAAGAUUUAUGAUUGGCAAAAGGAGGAUUUAAUACCUGUACGGGAUUCUUUACAGAUUUUGGAGGCAAAAUAUGACAUUGAACCUCUUUGCCGAUUUAUAGAAGGAGUUUUACUAAAGCCAUUAAAGGACAAUAGUAUUAAGCAUUCAAAUGAAGAGGCGUUGAAACAAGCUUUUAUGGAUACUUUAAUUCUCACUAUUCGUGCGGACAUCGAGCCAGAAUUUCAGGUGUAUUCUCAGAGCUCGAAUUUUGGUGGAAAAGCAAUUGAUUUAGUGAAGACAAGCACCGGAAAAAUGAUAGCAAUUGAAUUUGAUAAUAUCAAGAUGGAGAAUGUUAAAUUGGACGGAGCUCGAGGCAGUUGGCAGAAAGCAACUGAGGUUUCACGAUCAUUGUUGGAAAAAUCAGAGGAUGAAAUUUUAAGCCUUGAAAUUAAAGAUAUAUACCGGCCAAAUCAAAAGACAGUUCGCGAAGCUUUGGAAUCGAAGAUUAAAAAUAAAAGCAACGAGUAUUUAGAUUCGUUAAAAAAACAACACAAUGUAGAGUUGAGCUGUAUGUUUAUUGUUUUGAGAGUAGGCUUGCAUCGUCUAAUUAGCAGGAGGGUUUAUUGUGUUGAUGAAUAA